Molecule: messenger RNA, 285 nt
Organism: Clunio marinus
Lineage: Eukaryota; Metazoa; Arthropoda; Insecta; Diptera; Chironomidae
Source: the annotation of a GenBank genome assembly
AUGAAGCUCAGUUGCAAGUUGCAUAAAAUGCAUCGAUUGUCAGCAACUUUAAAUACCGACAAAAUUCGUCAAAUUACCAUUUCAAGUCGCUUCAUCAAAGAUUUUAGCAAAUUCAUCGCUCAUCUGGGAAUUUAUUUUUACGGGUUUCCUUCAUCAUCACCGUCUCCUGUUUCCGUCUUCAGCGUAUUAUCCCCUUACAAUUCCAUCCGCAGUACUUUUCUGUGCAUGACACAAAGUGAUGUUAAUUUAUGUUUUCAGCAAAGUUCUACAGCCAUUACAACAUAA